Pistacia vera is the source of this 1770-nucleotide messenger RNA. RefSeq lists its product as uncharacterized. Lineage: Eukaryota; Viridiplantae; Streptophyta; Magnoliopsida; Sapindales; Anacardiaceae. The record is from RefSeq and is a predicted model, not a curated record. The transcript has 15 exons. The coding region runs from base 367 to 1617 and encodes 416 amino acids.
UAGGUGGCACAACUUUAAAUGUUGCGUUAAAAUGCCGAUGAAACUUCACAGCUGUCACAUUUCAAUUUACUCUUACAAUUCCCAUUUGUGUUAACUCUUUUUUUCUCUUUCGGGAAAUUUUAUGAAUACUCAAACAGGGAGAUUAUUCUCAUAAAUUACUCAAGAUCUUCUUGCCAAACUUUGACUUCAUUAUUCAAUCCUUGCUCUUCCUCACGUUUUAUACACAACCAUCACGCUCUUUUACCUCCCUUUUAUAACUCCGAUUCAAGAGGGUUUCUCGUGAUUUUCUUUUACUGUUUUAUGUUCAACAGAUCUUAUUCAUAUUCAUUCAUCAGUUGAGAAGAGAGUAGGUGUGAGAUAGAGACGAUGCUCAGAAGCUCUUUUGAAAGUCAGAAGAUUGUAAAUAGAAUGGGAAACGCGGCACGCAGUUGGGCUAGUAGAAAACCAAAUGAGAGUAUGAGGCUUAUAGUAACAACAUUUGUGGGAGUAGUUUUUGGCUUCUUGAUAGGAGUAUCUUUUCCGACAUUGUCACUAACUAAGUUGAAUCUCCCGUCUAGCCUUCUUCCUACUUUGGAUCUUUCCUAUAAUGAGGACCAUAGAUCAGGCCUUUCAACCCAAGCCGUUUUGAAUGCAUUGAAUUUGAAGAAUGAUAAAAGCUCAGCUCGCAAUGGGAGUUUGAAUGAUACAUCAAAGAUUUGGGUCCCUACAAAUCCUCGAGGUGCAGAAAGACUACCACCAAAAAUUGUUGCAGCUGAGUCAGAUUUCUACUUGCACAGAUUGUGGGGUAAUCCUAAUGAGGAUUUGACGAGCAAACCAAAGUAUCUUGUUACCUUCACUGUUGGUUACAACCAGAAAAAUAAUAUUGAUGCAGCAGUUAAAAAGUUCUCGGAGAACUUUACAAUUGUUCUAUUUCAUUAUGAUGGACGAACUACUGAAUGGGAUGAGUUUGAAUGGUCAAAAAGGGCUAUUCAUGUGAGUGUUCGGAAGCAGACUAAAUGGUGGUAUGCAAAGCGGUUUUUGCAUCCUGACAUUGUGGCGGCAUAUGACUACAUAUUUAUCUGGGAUGAAGACCUGGGUGUUGAGCAUUUCAAUGCAGAAGAAUACAUAAAACUAGUGAGGAAGCAUGGUUUGGAGAUUUCACAGCCCGGUUUGGAACCUAACAAAGGGUUGACUUGGCAGAUGACAAAGAGAAGAGGUGAUAGUGAAGUCCACAAAGUGACAGAGGAAAAACCAGGCUGGUGCUCUGACCCACAUCUACCUCCCUGUGCAGGAUUUGUUGAGAUCAUGGCUCCGGUAUUUUCUAGAGAUGCUUGGCGGUGUGUUUGGUAUAUGAUUCAGAAUGACUUAGUCCACGGGUGGGGUCUUGAUUUUGCCCUCAGAAAGUGUGUUGAGCCUGCCCAUGAGAAGAUAGGGGUUGUAGAUUCACAGUGGAUUGUUCAUCAAACGGUUCCAUCACUUGGGAGCCAGGGAGAGACACAAAACGGAAAGGCACCAUGGCAAGGGGUAAGGGAGAGAUGUAGAAAAGAAUGGACAAUGUUUCAAAGUCGGAUGACAAUUGCUGAAAAUACUUACUUUAAGGCUCUGGGAAUUGAUCCUAACAAUUCCACUGCUCAUUAGGAAACAUCCGUCUCAUCAAUCCAUGUACAUGUUGACUGUACACAACCCCAUCGUUAUAGAGUGUUACACAGUAUAUUUUGUAGAAUUCUAAUAUCAUUAUUAGAAUGUAACAUUAUUCAAUUAAAUAAUUCAUUAGUUUCAUAUUCACAAAAA